UGGCAUUUAUCUCUUCUUGUGUCAUUUUAAAUGCAGUUCACAGUACAUGAUUGUAUAAUCUUUACAUUUCAAAAUAAAAAUUAAUAUAUUACUUUGCAGGGCUACAAUUUUGUCAUGAUUUGAUGGCAUUUAUAUCUCUUCUUGUGUCAUUUUAAAUGCAGUUCACAGUACAUGAUUGUACAUGUAUAAUCUUUACAUUUCAAAAUAAAAAUUAAUAUAUUACUUUGCAGGGCUACAAUUUUGUCAUGAUUUGAUGGCAUUUAUAUCUCUUCUUGUGUCAUUUUAAAUGCAGUUCACGGUACAUGAUUGUUCAUGUAUAAUAUUUACAUUCCAAAAUAAAAAUAAAUAUAUUACUUUGCAGGGCUACAAUUCUGUCGGAGCCUUAAAGAUUCCCGCCAAAACUGAAGCAGCUAUGCGGUUUGUCGUGGUGUUUGCGACGCUGUUGGCGGUCGCGUGCGGAGCAGACGAUCUCCUGACAUUGCUACAGAAGAUCCACAACAACCCGUCUUACGACCACCUGAGUCAGGAACACAAGAUCAUGGUGUCUGAGAUGCUGGCCGAGGGAACAGUGGGGGAGCUCAGGAAAUACAUACACACCAUGGGACCGCUCAAGUUUCUCGACUUGCUGCUCGCUUUCCCAGAACAUGAAACAUACGAGUUGCUUCAAUUUACAAGUGCGCACCUGCAUGCAGAAAAAAAUCUCAUACACCACCGCCCCCUGGCAUUGUGAAGAAGGAGAUUUAAUCGACAAUAUCAGAACAUCUAUUUGUACAAAAAAAUCAAUAAAAUAUUUUUAAAUAUUUGCUAGUCACAUACUUUUUUUUUUUUUAAUUGUCAUACAAUGAUGUAUACUACUAAAUGAAUAUUAAAAUAAUGCAUUUUUUGAUUACUUAUAAUGCAUGUAGAUAAUAUGGCUGUUACGAUACACCUACUUCAUAAUACAUAAUCCGUGAUACGCAUAUCAUGGGACACUGGCUAGAACACCCCCACCCCCCCCCCCCCCACCCUUGAAAAAAAAUCUCAACAACAAAAGCAACCCCCAAAAAACCCCGCACCCCAAAAAAACCCAACAACAACAAAACAUGACAACAAAACAAGAGCAUUUAACAUGAACCACAUUUUAUUUGGGUGCAGCCUUGAUUUCGAGAACUGUAACAAAUGCAUAAUAACCUAUUAAUCAUAAUAUAUACCCGUCACCAAGCUGAAGACCAAUUAUAGGGCAGUUAAUGUUAAUAAAUAAUGUCAUGGAUGAUUAAUAAACAAACAAACAGAGUUUCAGUUAUAACAAUGAUCACAAACCUUAAUUAAGAACAAGAACGAAAUACCCCAUCUUUGUAUGAAAAAUACGAAUUCGUCUCAAGCGCAUGUACAGAGAUGGGCUACGGUGGUCGAACCCCGCGCACAAGAAAUUUCCCCCCCCCCCCCCCCCCCCCCCCCCCCCCAAUACAUUUUCCUGGGGAACAUGUCGUAAGACCCACCUCUAUAAUCUUCAUUUGCCAUAGUAUUGACUCCCCUGGUAACAUUCCGGUACGCGCACCUGCGCUUCUAUAAAAAAAAGUUUUUAUAUCCGAUUUGAAACCCUAAUCCCCAAACUUUUGCAGUACAGACUAAUAUAUGGGUGUGAGUAAAUUAGGGCGUGCUUCCAUCAGAGAACUGUUAAAGAACGCCUGACAUGGACACAACUUUUGACUUUACCAGAGUUUUGUCCAAGACAGGUAAACAAAUUUCCUUUUUUGUUUAAAUUUAUUGAUAAGGAAAGCACACAUUUUAAAUUAAAAAAUGUCACAUUAUAUUGCACACAAAUAAAAUCAGAAAAACUUUGCACUUUUAUGUCACUUAGUGCAAUUUUAAACUAAUAAAAUCCCUGUCUUUGUCUUGACAGUAUAAAUUUGGUACAAAAGGGUGAUUCACAUACAUUAAUUGAAUAAAACCUUUGCUACAUGAAUUAUAAUUAUUACAAAUAUAAACGAUGUGUAAUAAAAGAUGUUGUUAUAUCAUUAAAGAAACACCUCUUCUUUUAGACAUUCGUGUUUGCCUAUUCUCUUUCAUUUUAAUGAAGACUGCUUUAAAACUUCUGUACCUAAAUUGAUUCCAAAUUGAGUCAUCAAAUAAAUAUUACAACUCCCGAAUUGUUUCUUUACCGGUAAUUUAUUAAAGGAACCCGUAUAUGAUUAUAUAUAUGUGAGGUGGGUUUAUUUUGCAGGGUUUUUUUCUUUCUUAUUUUUCAGAGAACUAAAAAAUUUCUGGAGAUCCAAGAUGUGUUGUGUGCAUAAAUA
Molecule: messenger RNA, 2276 nt
Organism: Gigantopelta aegis
Lineage: Eukaryota; Metazoa; Mollusca; Gastropoda; Neomphalida; Peltospiridae
Exons: 4
Coding region: 287-730 (147 amino acids)
Source: RefSeq, a predicted model, not a curated record